Molecule: messenger RNA, 1192 nt
Organism: Salvelinus sp. IW2-2015
Lineage: Eukaryota; Metazoa; Chordata; Actinopteri; Salmoniformes; Salmonidae
Product: protein ENTREP2-like
Cellular component (GO): membrane
Source: RefSeq, a predicted model, not a curated record
GCCGAAGGCUCAAGGGAUGAACUUUCUAUUAUUAUUUACGUUUACUUUCGACGGAUUUAGUAAUUUCUUAACCUGAACGGUUUGCAGACCGGACCGAUUAAGAUCUGACCAAGAGCUAUCUCUCUCAUCCUUCGAUAGGUCCGUGAGUCGGACCUUCGUGAGGACAGGACAACUCGGGCCUUGUUUCGAUGCUUGUUCCUCGUCACCUUGACAAGAUCCAGACCCACUCACCGCCCUACACAAUACAUGUGGUUUCUCAUUACCGUAGAAACAACGGGAUAUGUGUGCUUAUAACGGUGCUGCUACAGGACUGCGGCCUCGGGGCUCCGCCCACCGCAAUGCUAUGGGCCUUAGAGAUAUUGAGAGAGAGGAACAGAGGAACGGAGCUGUGUGUCGUAAAUGCAUUCAGGUUCUCAAGGAUUAGCCCUAGGUAUUUUUCUUAUUUUCCCUCACUGUGAACAUGUUGAAGUUUGUCUGGGGUGCAGAUGUAAUAGGACAUAUACACUCUGCUAAGCAGCUAUUGCUGUUUUCAUAUGCUAAAUAGCCCAGUCUUCUGAGUUGAGAGUUUUUGGAAACUACACUGUGGCGCGUCAGGAUCGAACCUUGGCGAUUGCACAACGCGCUUUGUCAUCUGCCAAUUGACUACGCCGGGCCUAAGUGAAAAGGGGGUGAUUUUUUUCAAAGCAACAAACUCUCCAUCUUUCUUUCACACACACACACACACACACCGCAUAUAGGCCUACACACACGCACACAUACACAGACUCACCACUCUCCACACACACCAGCCAUGCCAUCCCCGUCAGACUCCAGCAGUGUAGUGUCAGCCUCUGGGUCUAGGGGCUGGUCAGAUAGCUGCCGGGGCAUGUCUGGCCGUCAGGGUGGGGCCAAACUGCUGCUGUACCUGGGGCUGUGCCACUUGGGCCUGGGGGCCAUGGUCCUGGCCUUCUCCUUCACCAGCAUGGCCUUCACAUCCUCAGCCCGCGUCCGACAGUCCUGCCCCUUCUGGGCCGGCUUCUUUGUUGUGGCAUCAGGGUUAGUUGGACUUAUCUCAUGGAGAAGACCCCUCACUCUGGUGGUGUCCCUCUUCAUGCUGCUGUCUGCUGUGUGUGUCAUCCUUAGUCUGGCUGGAUCCAUUGCUCUCCUGUCAGAACGCACAGAUGGUCAAGUUCACUCCUCACCCUGCCAGUAG